Molecule: messenger RNA, 2870 nt
Organism: Salvia hispanica
Lineage: Eukaryota; Viridiplantae; Streptophyta; Magnoliopsida; Lamiales; Lamiaceae
Source: RefSeq, a predicted model, not a curated record
UUUUUAACUGCUGCGUAUAGUUGUUCUACUUCUAGUUUAAAUAAUCUCUCCACAGUAUAAUUAAUUUUUAUUUUUAUUUUUAUUAUUAUUUUUGGUGCUCCGAUUUUUGGAGGAAUCUCUGCCGUCGGCUGCCGGAAUAUUCUGCUGAGCAAGCAGUCACUGUUUCCGUAUGGCCGUAGGAUUGUCAUCUGGCAUAUGCGGCUUGUAAUUUGUAGUUUCUGUUGAGGAUUUAGGCCGGUUUUGUAGUUGGAACUUGAGAUGGGAUCCAAUACAGAGGAAGCCAUUAGAGCUAAAACAUUUGCCGAGAAGCAGUUUUUGGAGAAAAAUUUCGUUGGAGCACAGAAGUAUGCUUUGAGAGCUCAGACAUUGUGUAAGGAACUGGAUGGCAUAUCUCAGAUGGUGGCCACGUUUGGAGUCUAUGUGGCUUCUGAUGCAUUGGCUAACGGAGAACUUGACUUUUAUUCAAUUCUUGGAGUGGACCCAUCUGUUGAGAAAUCCAAAUUGAAGAAGCAGUACAAGAAAAUGGCAGUAAUGCUACACCCUGAUAAAAACAAAACUGUUGGCGCUGACGGGGCUUUCCAGCUAGUUUCUGAAGCAUGGAAACUCUUAUCUGAUAGUGCUAAUAGAAGUGCUUAUGAUCAACGGAGAAGUUUGUUUGCUGGGUACAGUGAUCCUUCCAAGUUUUCUGCCCAUGGAAGACUCGAUACAUUUUGGACUGUUUGUUCCUCCUGUCAUGUCCAGUAUGAGUAUCUUAGGAAAUAUGUUAACAAACGGCUUUCUUGCAAAAAUUGUCGUGGUGUCUUUGUUGCCGUUGAAACUGGGUUGGCCCCGCAAAAUGGUACUUUCCAAUAUAACUAUUCUUAUGUGUCUGAGAAUGGUUAUGGUCAUGGAAGCCAUGGUCGUGGGGUUGCAUAUAUACCCACUGCAACUGGUUACGGUGCACCAAAUGUGGUGUCAGGACAUCAUACUGGAUAUAGAUCUGAGUAUGCUUCUAAUAUAUCAUUUCAGGGUACCUCAGCUGGAAACUCUGUCGGCCUCUCAGAUCGCAGUGGACUGUCUUCAUCUUCUUUUGCCUAUUAUCAAGCCAAUGGAGAGGCAAGCCAGACAAAAGCUAACACCAAGCAUCAGUCGGUGAAGGCCACGGGUCACAUGGGAUCUAACGGUUGUAAUGGUCAGUACGAUGCAUCCAAACCCAGACGGGGGAGACCUGCCAAGAAGAGAAAAGUGGAAUUAGGAAUUUCGUAUCCCUAUGGACAUGAAGAAGUUUGUGCAGAUGUUCAUGUAGAACCUAAGACAGCCACUGCAAAUGGAAUAUUAAAGCCUGCUGGUAAGCUUCCCUUUGCACCACAAACGUUGACAAGGCGGAGUUCAGCUCCUGUUCCUGCAAUUGAUGGGAGACAGUUGUUGAUUGAUAAGGCAAGAACAGAAAUUGGUAGGAAGCUUGAAGAGAUGAAGUUGGCUGCCGAAGCAGCUGCGGUAGAAGCUGAAAAAAGAAAGGCGCUUGCCGAAGCUGCCAAAUCAGCUGCUGCUAAUAAAUUGGAACUUAAGAGAACUGUUUCGAUAACAGUUCCAGAUUCUGACUUCCAUGAUUUUGACCUUGAUAGAUCUGAAGAAUGCUUUAAGCCGAAGCAGAUAUGGGCCCUCUAUGAUGAAGAAGAUGGGAUGCCUCGCUUGUAUUGUAUAAUUCGGGAGAUCAUCUCACUGAAACCAUUCAAGAUUUACAUAAGCUACUUGAGCUCAAAAUCCGACACUGAAUUUGGGAGCGUAAAUUGGUUGGAUUGUGGUUUUACCAAAUCUUGUGGGAGUUUUAGAGUGUUUCACUCUGAAACAGCGGAGCAAGUCAACAUAUUCUCUCAUCUCCUUGCUAGGGAGAAGGCUGGUAGGGGAGGUUGUGUAAGAAUAUAUCCAAGAAGUGGAGAUAUUUGGGCUGUAUACCGGAACUGGUCACCGGAUUGGAACAGAACAACCCCAGAUGAGGUAAGACACCAGUAUGAAAUGGUCGAGGUUCUUGAUGAUUAUUCUGAAGAUAACGGUGUCUGUGUAGCGCCUCUGAUUAAGCUGGAUGGAUAUAAAACAGUGUACCGAAGGAACAUAGACAAGGAUGCUACCCGAUGGAUCCCAAGAAGAGAGAUGCUACGGUUUUCACAUCAGGUCCCAUCUUGCCCCCUCAAAGUUGAAAGUGCUAACUUGCCCGAGGGUUGCUGGGAUCUCGACCCUGCUGCAACCCCAGAAGAACUCCUACAAGGAGACACUGAACUCCACAACAAGAGUAGUCCAGGCCAGACAGCAAACAUUUCUAAGAUCCUAGAAGAACAAAAUUCAUCUGAAGAAAAGGUGAGCCAAAGGAAAAUCUGUGCUUUGACUCCAGACAAGCACGGGACAGAGGUUCCAAGCAUGGAGUACGACAGAAACACUACCGAGCUCCCUCAAUUAGAAUGCAGAACUGAAGAAGCUCCAGCCGGACUCCCGUGUGUGGGAACAGGCUAAGAGUUGAGGUAAUCUGAAACACUCCAAUUUUACAUAUUUCAAGUUCUUCCUCACAGCUGAACUACAGGGUUGACAAACAAGAGAAGUGAAGAGAAAGUAGAAAUCAAACUUGCAGGGAGAGACACAAGUGUACAGAUUUAAAAACAGCCUAGAUUGAUCCUACUUUCCUAAAAAAGAUUAGAUAGUUGGAGGAUUAGAAGGAAUCCUUGCCUGCUCCUUUGGGAGCUGAAUAUCCAUUCAGUAAUUUGUAACCUUAAUUUUAGAACUGUUCGACUCCUAUAGAAAUCCUUUAUGUUUGACUCUUUUAAGAGACAAUAUGUAACCCUUGCUUUUCUCGCAAUUUCUGCGAAAUCUUGAGAAGUUUCUUGCACCUUUUUGAUUAA